AUGCCCUUCUUCAGCAGCGGAGUGCAGAGCCCGCGCCGUCGCAAUCGCGAAAAAGCGAUCAUCCUCACGAUCCUCAUCGUCUACGCGCUCUACUUCCUAUUCUUUGCUGGACAAUCCGGGGAUCGAAGUCCGGCAGCUGUGGUCCACGAUGCUGUACAUAACGAGGGGUUGAAUCGGGACUCGCGUUCGGAACAGACAUCGCCGUCGCAGAAAGCCGAGCGCCUCGAGGGGGAUUUGGUGAUCGCCAGUAUGAAGGGCGAUGAUACGUCGUGGUUGUUUGAGAACUUCCCCGAGUGGCAUAAAAGUGUCUACGUGGUCGACGACAAGAAGGCGGAGUUGACGGUGGCUCAGAACAAAGGGCGGGAGUCGAUGGUAUAUUUGACGUACAUAAUUGAUAAUUACGAGCAUCUGCCGGAUGUGAUGCUCUUCAUUCACUCGCAGCGCUAUCAAUGGCACAACGAUGAUCCCUACUACGACGGAGUUCCUGUGCUCCGUCACUUCCAGGUGCCUUAUCUCCAGAAGCAAGGCUAUGUCAAUUUGCGUUGUGCGUGGGUUCUCGGAUGUCCGUCGGAGAUCCGCCCGCUCUCGGACACACACCGCGAGGACGUGCAUGCGGGCGAAUAUUUCAAGACAGGGUUUAUGGAACUAUUUCCCGGUGAGAAGGUCCCGGAAACGGUUGGGGUUUCUUGCUGUGCACAGUUCGGAGUUACAAGCUGGAAGGUCCGCGAGAGGCCCAAGAGUGACUAUGAGCGGUUCCGAAAAUGGCUGGCUGAAACUCCGCUCAAGGAUGACCUUAGUGGGCGGAUUAUGGAAUACUCAUGGCAUAUGAUAUUCGGCCAAGGACCCGUCUACUGUCCUACGGCGGAGGAGUGUUAUUGCAAGGUGUUUGGUCUAUGUGACCUUUCCUGCCCGACUGAUGGUGGAUGCACCGGGCGCUAUGUACUCCCGCCCUUUUCAAGUCUCCCCCAGGGAUGGCCGUAUGUCGGGUGGAAGGGCCAGAAGCAAGACCCCAGUAAAGGACUUCCCGAGUCCUAA
Aspergillus clavatus NRRL 1 is the source of this 1035-nucleotide messenger RNA. Its product is annotated as DUF3431 domain-containing protein. The transcript is spliced from 3 exons. The record is from RefSeq and is a predicted model, not a curated record. NCBI's taxonomy places the organism in Eukaryota, Fungi, Ascomycota, Eurotiomycetes, Eurotiales, Aspergillaceae. Bases 1 to 1035 code for a protein of 344 amino acids.